UGCCGUGGGAAGGUGUUUUCUAAAACUGUGCGAAAUGGUACACGGAGACAAAUGGAAGGACGUAACCAAGAACGAUCCCCCCUAUAUGAACACGUUCAUGAAGGUCAUAAAACAUGGGAUGACAACGAAGAGCUACUACAAGCAUGUUGGUGGUGGGAAGAAGUCCUACGGAAAAACAAUGGCAUUGACCUUGUGUAAAGAGGCCAACCUUUCAAUCAAUAAACCAUUAACGAUCAGAGACAUCGACGCUCUAGAAGAGUUGCUUGAGGUCAAUAUUUUGGUUUUGUCUGCCAAACUUGGUAACAAGUUCUGUCGAGUCGCAAAUAACCCAGACCGUAAAAAUAUUUACCUGUACCUUACCGAAAAUUCCACCAAAGAUGGAGGAUGGCAUUUCGACGGAAUAGGUAGCAUUAAUGGAUUUUUUGGAUUCGGGUACUUCUGUGCUUCUUGUUUAAUACCUUACAAAAACAAAGGGAGACACUCUUGCAUAAAUACGUGCGACGUAUGUGGUAGUCAAAAUUGCAAGUCAAGUGCAGACCAAAAGCAGAGCGUUUAUUGCAAUCGAACAUGUCGCAAUCAAGAUUGUUACAUUAGCCAUCGCGAGAGGAAAGACACCAGAGGAAGGGACACAGAGAAGUCCAUGUGCGAGAGAUUUUAUCAGUGUAGAACCUGCAAAAAAGUCCUCUGCAGACAAAAAAGAAGUCCGGAGGAUCACAAGUGCGGUGAAUGGAAAUGCAAAAAUUGUUUCGAAUACCAAUUCGGAAACCAUUUGUGUUUUCAACGCCGGCAAAAAAAUAGAGAGUCGACCACAGACGAACCUAGAAAAUAUUUUUUUUUCGAUUUUGAAACUACGCAAAACGAAUUGAUGGUUUGCACAGAUGGCUACGCACCAAGAGUACCUUGUGGAAGACAAUUUCCUAUGAGAAAUGAAAUAUGUGCACGUUCUGAGGCGGGUGAACCCAAAGCAUCGUGUUCGGAUGGAUAUGUACCAAGAGGCGGUGAAGUGAAAUGUAAUCUGGAGACAAGUGUUGAUGGCACAUAA
Molecule: messenger RNA, 1042 nt
Organism: Mytilus californianus (California mussel)
Lineage: Eukaryota; Metazoa; Mollusca; Bivalvia; Mytilida; Mytilidae
Exons: 2
Coding region: 35-1042 (335 amino acids)
Source: RefSeq, a predicted model, not a curated record